Pseudovirgaria hyperparasitica is the source of this 1570-nucleotide messenger RNA. Its product is annotated as glyoxylate reductase. Bases 148 to 1146 code for a protein of 332 amino acids. The transcript has 5 exons. Lineage: Eukaryota; Fungi; Ascomycota; Dothideomycetes; Acrospermales; Acrospermaceae. The record is from RefSeq and is a predicted model, not a curated record. Gene Ontology annotation, cellular component: cytosol. Gene Ontology annotation, molecular function: glyoxylate reductase (NADPH) activity; hydroxypyruvate reductase [NAD(P)H] activity; NAD binding.
UCUUGACAUCAGUUCUCAAUCGAUUGGCGCGAUAAAGUCUUUAAUCCACCAGUCUACCUGAACUGUGGAUGGUCCGGAGAAAAUCACACCUCUCAUAAACCACUACUUGACCCCAACUCUAUAUCCCGCCACGCCGGUUCAAGCAAGAUGGCAAAAGCAAAAGCAUUGCUACUUGGGCAAAUCGAACACGCCCACGACAGCUGGAAUGCUCUGGCCGACUAUGCCGAAUUGGUGACGACCAAAGCCCGCUCACGAGAGGAAUUCAUAAAAGAAUGCAAGGAAGGCAGGCUUGACGGCGUCAUUGUCGCGUACCGCACGUUUGACAGCUUCGCUACUACUGGCCUAUUCGAUCAAGAGCUUGUAGAUGCCCUGCCGUCCAGCCUCAAAUUCAUCUGUCACAACGGCGCCGGAUACGAUCAGGUCAAAGUCGAUGCUUGCACUGCGCGAGGCAUCCGCGUGUCGAAUGUCCCAACAGCCGUAGACGACGCCACUGCAGACGUCAACAUGUUCCUGAUUCUGGGGGCUUUGCGCGGCUUCAAUGUGUCCAUGAUUGCGCUGAGAGAGGGCAAGUGGCGCGGCCAGCCACUGCCGCCUCUGGGCCACGAUCCAGAGGGCAAGACGCUUGGGAUCCUAGGCAUGGGCGGAAUCGGCAGAAACUUGAAGAGGAAGGCGGAGGCGUUUGGGAUGAAGGUCAUCUAUCACAACCGGUCCAGGCUCAGCGAGGAGCUCUCUGGCGGUGCGGAAUAUGUGAGCUUCGACGAGCUGCUCGGCACCAGCGAUGUGCUGAGUCUGAAUCUCCCGUUGAACAAAAAUACCCGUCACAUCAUCUCGACCCCUGAGUUUAAGAAGAUGAAGAAAGGCGUCGUGAUUGUCAACACUGCGCGUGGUGCUGUUAUUGACGAAGGAGCGCUUGUCGAGGCUCUAGACUCUGGACAUGUGUGGUCUUGCGGAUUGGACGUGUACGAGAACGAGCCUGAGAUCCAUCCUGGACUUGUAGCGAACCCUCACGUCAUGCUUGUGCCGCACAUGGGGACGUAUACCGUCGAGACUCAGACUGCUAUGGAGGAAUGGAACAUUGGCAACGUGCGAGCUGUGCUCGAGAAGGGCAAGCUCAACAACAUCGUGCCAGAGCAAGCAGAUAUGUAAAGAAUCGAGACGACGAAAAGUCCAUCGAGACCCUGACAUGGCAUUAUUGGGCACUUGAGACUACCGGUCACGUCUCAGGAUCGCCGACGAGUGGUCUUAUUAUCGAAUUUAGAGGAUGGGUAUGGAUCUUCAACGGCCAGCAUUCAAGUGGUCUCGAAAAUGGACAAACAGGAAAAGUUGUUGAGCGAAUUGUAGCCAAACACACAAUACCCUUUUACUUCGUGUGGAGCAUGCAAGUAGAAUUUGACGACGAUAUUACAGUCCCUGCGUGCUGAAUUCGAAAUGGAUGGCAUACGUAUUCGCGCGUCUGGCAUGCUACCCACACGGCAUCGUCCAGGAGAGUGAGUUGCAAAAGACAACCAGUAAUACUUCAUAGCACGAUCUAUAAGACACAAGGCACCAUGCUGGACAGACCUCACAGCUG